Dovyalis caffra is the source of this 894-nucleotide messenger RNA. The record is from the annotation of a GenBank genome assembly. Lineage: Eukaryota; Viridiplantae; Streptophyta; Magnoliopsida; Malpighiales; Salicaceae.
AUGGAUUCAGGCUCCAUGGAACUCAAACUCAUGUAUUGUACAGAUCUAAACGCCUUCAAUUUCUUUCAAAAACUCUUAGUUUAUGUACUGGUUUCAAUUGUGAGUGACGAUGAUCCAGACAAGAAAGCAUUGGAGCUGCAGAAACAGCAACAAAGAACACCCACUGACAACGAAGGAGAUGGGAAUCCUGAGUGGAAUCAUGAGAUGCAUUUCGAUCUGACCGAGGUUUCAUUUCAAGAUUGUGAUCAUCUCUUUGUUCACUUUGAUCUCCGCCAUGAAGGUCUCUAUUUUGGAGACAAAACUAUUGGUGAAGUUCGUGUACCCUUGAAAGAUUUGAUCCAGGAGGCUAAUGGAAUUGUCAGGUUUUUGAGUUACGAGGUCCGAACCCCAGAUGGAAAACCCAAUGGGGUCCUGAAUUUCUCUUGCAAGGUGAAGAACAUUGGGACUAGUUAUUCCAAAACUGACAUCACCGGGUUUCCAAUAGUUAAUCAUCAGCCCUAUCCAACAUCGGAAGUUCAAAGUUUAUCAGAACAAGUUCAUUAUCCGACUUUGGACUUGGAGGGUAACUCCCAAGAAACAUUUUCUGUGUCUCACGUUCAUCAUACUUCAGAUUGGAUACAGUAUUCCUCCCAAGAGAAUUAUUAUCCCCCACCUGUAGCCCAUUAUCCACCACCACCACCACCAAUGGUAGAUCGGGCAUGGGGUUGUUACUUCCCAUCUCAGCCUCCACCACUACACCAUACUUGGGCUCUUGGUGCUUAUAACCAUAACAGCAGCCAUGUAAACUGGAGCCCCGUGGCAGGACAAUUGCCGACAUUUGUUGAUGAAGAGAUGCGGCCAAAUGAUUUCAGAGCGGAGGGUGAUCGCCAUUCUUCUUUUUGGACUGGCAGGUGA